Xenopus tropicalis (tropical clawed frog) is the source of this 2364-nucleotide messenger RNA. It is a transcript of the gene pot1, whose product is annotated as protection of telomeres 1. The transcript is spliced from 14 exons. The record is from RefSeq and is a predicted model, not a curated record. Gene Ontology annotation, cellular component: nucleus; chromosome, telomeric region. Bases 400 to 2070 code for a protein of 556 amino acids. Lineage: Eukaryota; Metazoa; Chordata; Amphibia; Anura; Pipidae. Gene Ontology annotation, molecular function: single-stranded telomeric DNA binding; DNA binding. Gene Ontology annotation, biological process: telomere maintenance.
AGACUUUGUGCGAGACAGGAGGCUGAGGGGCUUUCUGCGGGAGAUUUAAGUAGCGAUCUGGAAGUGCGGGCUGUGUUUGGGAAAUCAGCACUAUUGGGCAGUAUAAAGGCAAUGUAGGGGAGAGCCAUGCAGGCACCGUAGCAACUGAAAUUGCUCCCGAAGGUUGCAGCUCACUGACAGCAGGGGGGGUAUUCCAAUAAGUGUAGCACAGCUGGGCUUCUCUUGAGACCCCAAAACCGCCGGGGCCGGCACGACUGUCCCACUUGUCUAUCCCUGAUGGUGGCCCUAAUUACUUGUGGUAUUUAAUAAAUCUCAUAUCAUGGCAGAUGCACAUGCAGCAGCUAAAAUUAUUGCUUAGUUGUCACAAUUGUGGAUCAAUCUGAGGCCAAGCUGAAGUGUAUGCUUUUUAGUGGAAAUCAAGAAACUCUGCCAAAAAUUUACAAAGUUGGCGAUAUAGUACGAUUUCAUAGAGUAAAGGUGCAGCAGUUCAAUGGUGAACUUCAAGGAAUUAAUAGUAGUGGCUUUUCCUCCUUGGUAUUUGAUGGCAUUGUUGGUUCAUCAGUAUCUCCAAGAUCAACCAGUAAAUGUUACAGCUUUCAUCCACACAACGAUAAAGUUGUAGAGGUACUACGGCAAUGGGCAGCAAAUCAUCUGAAAGUUUUUGCACAGCAGAUUAAAAUUUCAGAUGUUCAGUCUAUCCAGUAUUUUGACCUUCUGUGCCAGCUUGUUGGGAAAGCAGAAGUUGACAAUUCGUCCUAUCUUAUUAAGGUAUGGGAUGGUACCAAAAAUAGUGCCUCUUCCUGGAAUGUCUUUGUUGAAGAAGAUGCCCUUGAAGGAGACCAAAAACGUAUCCAUCAGCUGCAGAGCCUGACUAUAGAUGUUCUUGUUUAUGAUAAUCAUGUUGAAUCUGCAAAAUCCCUUAAGAUCGGCAGCUAUCUUUUAAUUCAUAAUGUGCAUGCCAAGCUACAUACGCCAGGCAAAGAAAAUGAAGCAAAGAAUCCAUACUUGGAGUUUCAUCUUCAUGGAGGUACAUGCUUUGGACGAGGCAUUACUGUUUUGCCAGAAAACAACAGUGAUGUCCAAGAUCUUCAAAGGCUUUUAGUUUCUGUUCAUCAAAGCUUGGAUAAUAUUGCAUCACAAGAAAUCUGUAGCUCAUUACACCCUCCAUUAGCUCUCAAAGCUCAACAGGAUUGGCCAAUAACUCCACUAGCAGCAGUCAUAAAAAGCAAAGCUCCUCGGAAAUAUCGUAUCAAAGCAAGACUUAGAACUUACGAACCGCAAAAUCUUUAUCAGUCUGUUAAACUUUAUUGUGUUAAAUGCAACUCACUACAUAAUGUUCCAGAUGAGGAUAGUCUAGAGAAUGUUUUGCAAAACAGCUCCGAUUAUGAGGCAAUGGCUAGCAUGCAGAGUACAUCCUGGUACCAGUCUGCUGUGUGGAACACACAUAACCAGCAAAAUCGGCAUGUGGCUAUUCAUUUUGUAAAGAGACACGACAUUCUGCAGAACCCAGAGGAUACAUUAAUUAUGUUACAGGGUGGUACUCUUCAUGAGAUAUACAAACUUUCCAGACGUUUUGACAGCAUAAUCCCUGUAAAAGCCAUUCAAGGAAACCUAGAAAUAGAUAUUUCUGUUCCAUUUCUUAUUCAAGGAAACAGAUGGCACUAUGGAUGCAACAGAUGUUCUAAAAUUAAAAGUACAGAGAUGCUCCAAUCAUUAUCUCAGGAAAUAUCAUGGAAUGCUACAGAAAUUGCUAAAGUCUUGGGUAUUCAACCACUAAGGUAUGUCUUUAUUAUGAAAUUCACAUUUGAGGAUGAAACUGGGAAACUCAAUGCCUUCCUGUGGAACUAUUCUGAGCAGUUUUUUCACACCUCUGCUAACGAGAUUCUACUGGAUAACAAACUCCAAGAAAAGUUGUGCAAUAUUAUGGAUACAUUAAGCCCACCAAGAAAAACUAUUGGUGAAUAUCCGUGGUUAGAAUGCUGUAUCAAGUCCUACAAUACCACAAAUGGAGAGAGGAAACAGAUUUGCUAUGAAAUAUUUGACACUGAAGUAGUUGAAGAUGACUUAUGAGUUAUCCAUUAUCCAAUUUUUGACAGUAUAAUUGCAGGAAAUUAAUUCUAUUUACAUAUGGUGUUCUUUUAUGUAGAACAAUAUAACCCCUCCACUCUAGUUUCAAAGGAAAUCUGCACCAUCUUUAUAAGGCAAUGUUUUAAUGCGUGAUUUUUUUAUUUUCUAUUAUAUGCUAUAAAUAUUGUAUACUUUGUAUUUACAUGUUAUUUAAAAAAGCAAAAUGUAAAUAAAUCUAUGAAUAUCCACAAAUAAGUUAUUACCUGGAACAUUACAAAUAUUUAAUUGUAGCUGCCA